CUUGUCCCACAUUCAGUUUCAGUUUACCAGAAAUCGCUUUCGUUACUCAGUAUUGAAAGUAUAUGUCAUGCGACAAAGGACACUUGGCUAUUUACUACGGGUGAAUAGUGCCUCAAGAUUCUAACUACUGUCUCUCCGAUUCUCGGUGCCAGUGUUUUAACUGGGUAGUGGCAGCGACGUGUUAUUGUACACAUUUGAUAGCGGCGGGCAAGGCAAUGUCAAGGACAAUGCUCAAGGAGCAAAUUAAGAAACACUCACCUUAUGCUGAAUCUGUCCUCACAAAGAUUGGACUUACAAAUGACACUGACAUUCAAGAUUUAUCAAGAGAAGAUCUGAAUGAACUUCUGCCAGGCCUUGAACAUUUUAAACUUAGAAAGGAGAUCAGUCAAAUUAUAAACAAAUCUAAACAGGACCAGGCUAAAACUAUUGAUUCAAUUCUAAAUGAGCUGAAGGAAUUUCUUCCAGCUGAUGUCAUGAGGAGUGCACUUGUUCCUGGGGGAGUGUUGCAUGGCUACUUACCUGUUCUUAAAGAUUUGAAGGAGGACCUUUCUAGAGCCCUGCACUUCUUUGAGGCACUAAUUAAACUGCUUGAGAGUUACAACCAAGGAAAACCAACAAAGGCUGUGCUGAGUGGUGUUACCCAAUCAGAUGACGCUACCACAGAAGGAAGCCAAAUGUCAUAUGCAGGCAAGGCAAUGUCAAGGACAAUGCUCAAGGAGCAAAUUAAGAAACACUCACCUUAUGCUGAAUCUGUCCUCACAAAGAUUGGACUUACAAAUGACACUGACAUUCAAGAUUUAUCAAGAGAAGAUCUGAAUGAACUUCUGCCAGGCCUUGAACAUUUUAAACUUAGAAAGGAGAUCAGUCAAAUUAUAAACAAAUCUAAACAGGACCAGGCUAAAACUAUUGAUUCAAUUCUAAAUGAGCUGAAGGAAUUUCUUCCAGCUGAUGUCAUGAGGAGUGCACUUGUUCCUGGGGGAGUGUUGCAUGGCUACUUACCUGUUCUUAAAGAUUUGAAGGAGGACCUUUCUAGAGCCCUGCACUUCUUUGAGGCACUAAUUAAACUGCUUGAGAGUUACAACCAAGGAAAACCAACAAAGGCUGUGCUGAGUGGUGUUACCCAAUCAGAUGACGCUACCACAGAAGGAAGCCAAACGUCAUAUGCAGGCAAGGCAAUGUCAAGGACAAUGCUCAAGGAGCAAAUUAAGAAACAUUCAACUUAUGCAGAAUCUGUCCUCACAAAGAUUGGACUUACAAAUGACACUGACAUUCAAGAUUUAUCAAGAGAAGAUCUGAAUGAACUUCUGCCAGGCCUUGAACAUUUUAAACUUAGAAAGGAGAUCAGUCAAAUUAUAAACAAAUCUAAACAGGACCAGGCUAAAACUAUUGAUUCAAUUCUAAAUGAGCUGAAGGAAUUUCUUCCAGCUGAUGUCAUGAGGAGUGCACUUGUUCCUGGGGGAGUGUUGCAUGGCUACUUACCUGUUCUUAAAGAUUUGAAGGAGGACCUUUCUAGAGCCCUGCACUUCUUUGAGGCACUAAUUAAACUGCUUGAGAGUUACAACCAAGGAAAACCAACAAAGGCUGUGCUGAGUGGUGUUACCCAAUCAGAUGACGCUACCACAGAAGGAAGCCAAACGUCAUAUGCAGUUAAAGUCCAUUCACGUGUCUGUGGACAAACCCUAAACAAUCACCUUGCCCUCAUGAAACAAGUUGAUCAACUCGGAGGGGGACUUCGGCAAGAGGAGACAAGUGUAGAGGACUGCCAAGUCAUAAUGGUCUUCUGUCCCAUUGUUUCUCGUGUAGGAACAGACAUCGAGUCUGCCAUGAAAUGUAUUCCUGGCAACAAAGAGGUGAUUCUGGUGUUGAUGUACCAUACAUUCGACUGUGACUUAGUCACAUGCCAGAAAUCUGCAUCUCCCUACCAGAACAUAGUGUUGGAAGUUAAUGUUCUCUUCCAUGACUCAAAGGGACUUCUGCAUUGUGAAACUAAUAAUAAAGCAGUGUCUUGCAUACAUAAGGCCUUACAGAAAUACAAGAGAGAAAAUUCGAGCACAAAGUAAAGUCAGCCUUGCAAGUAUUAAGUAAUUUAGAAAUGAUUGCUCCUGUUGCCGUUGAAUGUUAUAAAGCCUUAGAUGUAGAAGCAGGGAAUUUCUUUUUUUCUUUCAACCAUAUUUAGCUAAACUUGAUUAAGUUUAACUAAAUAUGGUCAAUCGUCCUACUGAAAGCUAUUUUAUGUCAAAUUAGAUUUUUGUAACCAGUUAUUGAAAGAGAUAUUAUGACACAAACCUAGGUAUAAACAGAUUCAUAUAGAAGUACAGAUUUGUGACAAAUUAAAGGAAAAACUUGAAGGAAUUAGUGGAGGCACAUAAUGAAUGCAGCUGCUUCCAUACUGUGGCACAUUGAAGCUGUUCUGGGUAAUAAUUUUGCACGCCCAAUUUUUCAGUUUUUUAUUUGUUAAAAAGGUUUGAAAUAUCCAAUAAAUUUCGUUCCACUUCA
Molecule: messenger RNA, 2496 nt
Organism: Esox lucius (northern pike)
Lineage: Eukaryota; Metazoa; Chordata; Actinopteri; Esociformes; Esocidae
Exons: 15
Coding region: 216-2060 (614 amino acids)
Source: RefSeq, a predicted model, not a curated record